AUGUUUACGAGUCACGUUUUAAAAGAACUUGAUGAAUCAGAUUUGAAAAUUGCACUUGCUAUUUCUGAUGGUAAUGAUCCAUGUCUUUUGGACUUCGAAAUAAUGGUAAAUAAUGAUGAUAAGUCCGAGUUGAUACCGCAAGAUAAUAAAGAAUUCGAUGAAAUAAUGACUGAAAAAGAUGAUAGUGGUGUCGAGGAACAAGAUGAUAUGUUAAUUGACGACAAUAUGCAUUAUAUGUCAAAUAACAAUUCUGCUAACGAAAUGAUGGUCGAUCAAAAAAGAAUGUGUGUAGAUGAAGCUUCCAUUAUUGAUAAGAAGCAAAGGAAGCAUAAUUAUCAUGUUCGUUGGGGAGAAAAUGUGACUUUAUUGGUCUAG
Molecule: messenger RNA, 375 nt
Organism: Racocetra fulgida
Lineage: Eukaryota; Fungi; Glomeromycota; Glomeromycetes; Diversisporales; Gigasporaceae
Source: the annotation of a GenBank genome assembly